This is a messenger RNA of Labrus bergylta (ballan wrasse), 4108 nucleotides long. NCBI's taxonomy places the organism in Eukaryota, Metazoa, Chordata, Actinopteri, Labriformes, Labridae. The record is from RefSeq and is a predicted model, not a curated record.
GGGUGGUAACAAAGGUCAGAAAAGACAGAGUCUUUCGCCUCAGGAUGGGAUCAGAAAAGCCAUCUGCCUGGAAGCUGAUGUUGUUGGAGACGCCCCAGCUGAAGCAGGCUCUGGGGCACUGCUGACUGGUCGAGUUUCCUGAGCCGUGCAGUCAUGGGCAGGCCGGAGGGGUUGGCCAGGCCACCUCUGGUGUCAGCUAUGGCGCUUUCCCUCCUGGCUCUCUCUUUCCUCUCCAGCGGGGUCCGCGGCCUCCCUCAGCCCCUGCCAAGAGUCUUCCUUUCCUUUGAGGACCUGCAGGCCUCCCCGUCCUUUGAACACUACAGCAUUUCCGACAAACCGAUGGACUACAGGAUCCUGCAGAUGGACGAGGACCAGGACAGGAUGUACGUGGGCUGCAAAGAUCAUAUCCUCUCCAUGGACAUCAACAACAUCACCCAUGGCACGCUCAAGGUGUUCUGGCCCGCGUCUACAAGCAAGGUAGAGGAAUGCCAAAUGGCAGGAAAGGACCCCACGCACGGCUGUGGGAACUUUAUCCGAGUGGUGCAGCCUUACAACAGAACUCAUCUGUUCAUGUGUGGCAGCGGAGCGUACAGUCCCGUCUGUGUGUACAUCAACCGGGGACGUAGACCAGAGGAACAAGUAUUUCACAUUGACUCCAGGACCGAAUCGGGGAAAGGGAGGUGCUCCUUCAACCCUCAAGUGAACACGGUCUCCGUCAUGCUCAAUCAGGAGCUGUUCUCAGGCAUGUACAUUGACUUCAUGGGGACAGAUGCUGCCAUCUUCAGGAGUCUGACAAAGAGAAACGCAGUGCGGACGGACCAGCACAACUCUAAGUGGCUCAGUGAGCCUAUCUUCAUUGACGCCCACCUGAUACCAGAUGGAACAGACCCCAAUGACGCCAAAUUGUACUUUUUCUUCCGCGAGAGGCUUACAGAUAACAGUGGGAAUACUAAGAAUAUCCACACCAUGGUGGCCAGAGUGUGUCCGAGUGACAUUGGAGGACAGCGGAGCCUUGUGAACAAGUGGACCACUUUCCUGAAGGCCCGGAUGGUGUGUUCGGUCCUGGAAGAGGACGGAACUGAAACCCACUUUGACGAACUGGAAAGUAUGUUUUUGCUGGAAACCGAUCAGCCCAAGGGCCUGUUGGUGUUCGGAGUCUUCACAUCCACAAGCUCCGUGUUUAAAGGCUCCGCGGUGUGUGUGUACAACAUGGCCGACAUCCUCACCGUCUUCAACGGGCCCUUCGCUCACAGAGACGGGCCAAACUUUCAGUGGGUGGCUUUCCAGGGACGCAUCCCCUACCCGAGGCCCGGAACUUGUCCCGGUGGGGCCUUCACACCCGACAUCCAGACGACAAAGGAGUUCCCAGACGACGUGGUGACCUUUGUACGGAACCAUCCGGUCAUGUUCAACCCCGUCUACCCAGUAGGGAGGAGGCCCCUAGUGGUUCGGACCAACGCUGACUACAAGUACACAUCGGUAGCAGUUGACCAAGUCAUGGCUGCGGAUGGAAACUACCAAGUGCUCUUCCUAGGCACAGACAAAGGUACAGUACAGAAGGUGAUUGUGCUGCCCAGCAAUCAUUCCCUGCAUGAAGAUCUAAUACUGGAGGAGCUGGAAGUAUUUAAGAACCAAGCUCCUGUUACAAACUUGAGAAUAUCUUCAAAAAAGCAACAGCUGUACGUCAGCUCCGAGUUCGGGGUCUCGCAGGUCUCCCUACACCGUUGUCACGCUUACGGCUCGGCUUGCGCUGACUGCUGCCUUGCCCGGGACCCCUACUGUGCCUGGGACGGGCUCACUUGCUCUCGCUUCUAUCCCACCGGCAAAAGGAGAAGCAGGAGGCAGGACAUUAUGCAUGGAAAUCCACUUACUCAAUGCAGAGGAUUCAACCUAAAAGCCUACAGAAACGCUGUGGAGAUGACACAGUACGGAGUGAAAAACAACACCACCUUCCUGGAGUGUAUUCCCAAGUCUCCUCAGGCCUCUAUUCGCUGGCUGAUUCAGAGGGACAAUGACAGGAGGAAAGAGGUUAAGCUUUGUGAUCGUGUCCUCUCCACCGAGCACGGCCUCCUCAUCCGCUCCGUCCAGCUCUCCGACCAGGGCCUCUACUACUGCCUGACCACGGAGAACAGCUUCAAGCGCACCGUCGCCAAAAUCCGCCUGCGAGUGCUGAGCGAGGCGAUGGUGAGCGUGCUGACGGACAAGCAGCAGUCGCCGUGGGCCUGGGCCAGCUCGCUGCACCCCAAGGUCCUUUUGUCAGCCUUCAGUCCAGCAGAGAGCAUGGCCGUGCAGCAAUACUGCAAAGAGAGGAAGGAGCUGCAGAAGCUGCAGCAGAGGCAGCUGCAGCAGCCACCUCCGCCGCCCGGACCUCUCAGGGGGGAUCUGGCCAAACUGAAACCGCUGCUGGACCGGAGGAAGAGCCGCAACCGUCGCAAUCACAUCCCAGAGGUGUGACGCAGAGACAGUCUCAAACCACCAUCCUUAUUUUCCAACUCUCAUCUCAAACUGCAGAACUUCACUGUGGAUGUACAGUUCAAUGAGGAGGUUGGUUGUGGGGAAUAAUCCAGGUUGUUUUUUUUCUUGCAUGAGGUACUGUGACCAGAUGGCUGUGAACUACAAUAACACACAUGCACGCACAAGCCGUCCGUUCGCUGUGGCAGCCACAGAACAAGGCCCCUGUUCAGAGUGCGGCUAAAAAAAAAAACUGUGUUCUUCACUACACCUUGAGACGCUGCUAUGUUUAAUUAUCUUUCUUUAUUCAAGAACUUAAAACGGGAAAUUUGACCCGCCAAAUAUAAUCUCACAAUGGAUUUGCUCUUUGUUGGAAAAAAAAGGAGGUAAUUUGAAAUCAUCCUCGAAGAGAUUCAAAAGGAACAAAAAGGGAGUCCCACUGUGAGUGCUAUCUCAAAGUAUUAUACUUACAUUUUAUUUAAAAAACCUACUCACAUUUCUAUAUGACCUCAAACUUACAAAAGUGUCCCAGCUCUUAGAAAUGAAAUAAAAAAAGUCAUAAAAAAAAAUGUCGAUUUGUGAGAAAAAUAAAAGUUUUUCUUUUCUCGGGUUGACAGCUGCGCCGACUGCCUACAAUACCCACUGUUCAUUGGGAGCACAGAUGGCAAGCGGUCUACAUAAAAAGUGUUAUAUUACAAGUUAUAAUGUGUAAGUACAAAGGCCAAACUCAUCAUCAAGUCCUGGUGUUAAAUCAGCAGGAAUAGUAAUAACAUUAUGAGAAAAAAAUAUGAAACUCUGUGUGAGCUUUUGCAAACAUUCGGUACUGAACUCUCCCGUAUUUAUUCCCAUUGCUGAGACGUACUUAUAGGUGAAUGUGCCUCUCUGUAAUUCAGCUGUAUAUUGCCUCAUAUCUCUUAUGUUUCCAGUACCUAAGCAUGUUUAUCGAAACUCAUCAAUGAUAUAACAGUCUCUUGACCUGGAUGAGGUUUGUGAAACAGGCGUUUUAUUUUGUUUAAAACUGGAAAUAUGGUUCAUGAAUCCUGAAACGUGACAAUAUCCUUCUUUGGAUCCACAUUUUUCAAAACUUCUACAACAACAACAACUCAAAAGAGUUAUUACUAAUGGAAUAGUCUGUAACAUAGACCAUUUGACAUAUGUGAAUACUUUUUAGAAGCUUUCAGAAGCAUAGUUAAUGUAGAUAGAUGGAGAGUAUUUUGUUUCUUGUGUACAGAGUAUGUUGUGUUUCGUCUGUUUAAUUUAACGUUGUGCCGAGUUUUGUGGAAAUAUGUUUUUAUUGUGUACAUAAAUUCAACUUAUUUCACCAACUAUGACUGUAUCUGCAAAUUGUAGAGAUAUACAGUAUGCAUUUCAUUUUGAGAGAAAAAAGACUUCCCCUCCCCCCCACCUGAUAUCUCUGCUCAAUGUUUAAUAAAACUGUGUGACCAGCAGCUUCCUGUCAGCUUCAUCUCGCUGUAAUUUUAUGAAACAUAUGUAUUUCUAUUUAUUAAUGUCAUGAUAGCCUGAAUAAAUCUGUUCAGAUAAAGAUUCAUUUUUAAAGAAAGAUAAUGCAAUUCACUGACUUGUAUUUUAUUACUGUAAUUUCUCAAAAUGUCAUCUUUCUCUUUCUGUUAUUGGCCAAUAAAUCAUCACGCUGUAA